AUGGGAGCCAAAAAGAGGAUUGCAUAUUUUUAUGAUGAAGAAGUUGGAAAUUUCCACUAUGGGUUGGGCCAUCCAAUGAAACCACAUAGAGUUAGAAUGACUCAUGAUCUUGUUUCUCAAUAUGGCCUAUUAGAAAAAGUGGAUGUUAUGGUACCGACACCUGGAACAGUCGAAUCUAUAACAAGAUUUCAUUCAAAUGACUAUGUAGAUUUUUUACGCAACGUUAAUACUGACAAUAUGCAUGACUAUUCUGAUCAGCUAGCUAGAUUCAACGUAGGUGAAGAUUGCCCUGUAUUUGAUGGUUUGUGGGAAUUUUGCCAGUUAUCUGCUGGAGGGUCACUUGGAGGGGCUCAAUCUGUUAAUGAAUUUGGGUAUCAGUAUGCGAUAAAUUGGGCAGGGGGACUUCACCAUGGAAAAAAACACGAGGCGAGUGGCUUUUGCUACGUUAAUGAUUGCGUACUGGGUGCUUUAGAGUUUUUGAAAUAUCAACACAGGGUAUGUUAUGUUGAUAUUGAUAUUCAUCAUGGCGAUGGUGUUGAAGAAGCUUUUUACACUUCUCCGAGAUGUAUGUGCGUUUCAUUUCACAAAUACGGUGACUAUUUUCCUGGAACUGGAGCACUUAAUGAUGUGGGUGUUGAAGAAGGUUUAGGAUAUUCUGUAAACGUUCCUUUGAAAGAUGGGGUUGAUGAUGCAACUUUUAUCGACUUGUUUACUAAAGUUAUGACAUUGGUAAUGGAAAAAUACAGACCUGGGGCGAUAGUUUUACAAUGCGGAGCUGAUUCAUUAUCUGGCGAUAGACUGGGUUGUUUUAAUUUGUCACUAAAGGGACAUGGACAUGCCGUUUCUUUUUUAAAGAAAUUUAAUGUUCCAAUGCUGAUUUUGGGAGGUGGUGGCUACACACUUAGAAAUGUUCCAAAGUGUUGGACUUAUGAAACAAGUUUGAUAGUUGACACAUAUAUUGACGAACAACUUCCUAAUUCAUCAAAUUUUUAUGGAUACUUUGGCCCUGAUUUUUCUCUGGCAGUUAGAACCUCAAACAUGGAGAAUCUAAACUCCAGGCAAGAUUGUGAAGAAGUUUAUAGGAAAAUAAGCGAAAACUUUAGGGAUUAUGUGCUCCCAGUUGGAUCUCAAAUAUCGGCAUAUGAUGUACCUGAGAAACUCCCUCCAUUAUAUAAUUCUAAUAAGAAUACAGAUGAUUAUAAAGACGGUAACAAUAUCAAACACGAACAGCAUCAGGAUGUUAAUGACGAGAUGAAAGAAUGGCCUACACUUGAUUACAAUAAUCGAGCACUUGGUUAG
Messenger RNA from Cryptosporidium ubiquitum, 1299 nucleotides. Its product is annotated as histone deacetylase. The record is from RefSeq and is a predicted model, not a curated record. Bases 1 to 1299 code for a protein of 432 amino acids. Lineage: Eukaryota; Apicomplexa; Conoidasida; Eucoccidiorida; Cryptosporidiidae. The transcript has a single exon. Gene Ontology annotation, molecular function: histone deacetylase activity.